AGCCUCUUUGAGGACAUCAACUUGGCUGUCAUUCACACCAGAUGUGUAACCAUUCAACCCAAAGACAUCCAACUCGCUCAUUGCCUUUGUAAGUUGCUCUCAACCGUCUAUCAGUGUUUUAUGAUGGCUUCUAAUUCAUUCGAUGAUUCAACCAUGUAG
Molecule: messenger RNA, 159 nt
Organism: Melampsora larici-populina 98AG31
Lineage: Eukaryota; Fungi; Basidiomycota; Pucciniomycetes; Pucciniales; Melampsoraceae
Exons: 1
Molecular function (GO): protein heterodimerization activity
Source: RefSeq, a predicted model, not a curated record